AUGGCCACCAUCACAAAGCCAUGCCCCAGCACAAAUUGGACAUCGUACGAUGCAUGGGGCUAUGAUGGAAUGAAAGAACGGCUAGAAAGAUUUAUGGGAAGCAUUGACAAAUCCGCGCUGCUGGAGCAUGUUGAGCAAGUCACGGGCAAGGCGGCAACCAUGAGCGACCCCUUUUCCGCCAGCCAAUUCUGGUGCUGCUUCGAGUUUAUCUUGUCCGACGAAAGCCUCAUAAUUGCUCGUGUGAGACUUCCGCGGCAUCCAGAAAGUAACGAUGAUGUCAACGAGGAGUCCGAGCUAUACGCCAUCGAGUGCGAAGUUGCAACUAUGCGGUUCGUGCAAGGCAAAGCUACGAGCGUGCCGUCCCCUUGCUUAUACGCAUAUGCGGGUCCGGGUUCUCAGCAAGCUGCCAAGGUUGGUGCAUGCUUUAUGCUGAUUGAGGGCUUCUAUGGAAAUACUCUACAGGAUGUGAAGUUUGACAUCUGCGAUCUUCCCAUUCAAACUCAAGAGCACAUCCUCACCCAAUGGACGUCCAUUCAAGCGGAACUGGCGAGCUUUUCCUUCCCAACCAUCGGAUCAAUUGCCCAUUUUGCCCAAGACACUGGGCCAACGAUUGGCAAACUGGCUACAGCCGUAGCCGAGGGAUUACAGACUGCGGGACCAUUCCUAAGUUCACACGACUACUUUAAAGCUGUCGGCGAUGCCAAGCAUCUACAAGCAUGCAAGAAUUACGAAGCCGACGCCGACGACGACGACGACGACGACGACGACGCAGACAUCUUCACGGUCCUUGGCCCCUUUAUCUUCCGCGACAUCGUCCAACGCACCGACUUAUUCAAAGGACCUGGCAACACAGGCCCAUUCCAUUUCAACCACAUGGACAUGGGAACCCAAAACAUCCUCGUCGACGACGCCUUCAACUUCCUCGCCAUCAUCGACUGGGAAUUCGCACAGUCGGUGCCCGCGGAGGUAAACCACUACCCGAUGCCGUUCCCGCUCAUCUCGUCCGACGCGGAGAUUGAGCACAUUCUGAGCAACCCGGACAGCGUAACGUAUCGGAAUGUCCAGCGGCAUGUCAAGGCGCGAGAAAUAUACCAGCGCAGCUUUUCGGCGGCGGAGCAAGCUCUAGCUGGUAAAGGGCGGCCGCUGCAGAGCUCGAUUGCGAAGGCGCUGGAUGGACCUGCGUCAAGGGUCUAUGCGGCUCUGGGGAAGAUUGCGAUUUUUGAUGGGAUGGGAGAGGAGUUGACGCGAGAGAUGAUCCGGCUGGCGUUUGGGCGCACUGGGGAAGAGGCGGACGAGUAUGUGGAAAAGAUGAAGAUGAAGAUAAAGGAGUCGUAGUGGCCGUUAUGGUAGAACUUUAAAAGCCUUGCUGCUGUGGCUUAGGGUUGAUACUCUGCUUGAAAUAAACGGGUCUGUUGGCUAUAUACCUACUUGAAGUCUCCGAGCAGAUCUU
Mytilinidion resinicola is the source of this 1450-nucleotide messenger RNA. RefSeq lists its product as uncharacterized. The transcript is spliced from 2 exons. Bases 1 to 1335 code for a protein of 444 amino acids. NCBI's taxonomy places the organism in Eukaryota, Fungi, Ascomycota, Dothideomycetes, Mytilinidiales, Mytilinidiaceae. The record is from RefSeq and is a predicted model, not a curated record.